AUGUCUUCUUCAUCUUCAUCAUCAUCUUCAUCAGUCUUCUUUCAACAGACGACAUUUUCAAACUCUGACAUUCAAAAUAACGCGUGGCAACCAACUGCUAAUACUACUGAUACUACUAUUCCAGUACAAGUUAUUGCUCAACCCCAGCACCAUCAAGUGGUUCGUCCAGUCUCUUCACAACAACAACUACAUCAACAGCAACAACAACAGCAACAACAGCAACAACAGCAACAACAGCAACAACAGCAACAACAGCAACAACAGCAACAACAGCAACAACAGCAACAACAGCAACAACAACAUCAUCAUCAUCAUCAUCAAGUAUUUGUGCCCCUUAAAGAAGCCACCCAAUCACCAGUGUCAAGUUUGAAUUAUUCUACUACAAUAACAAAUUCAUCUUUAAAUGAUUCUUCACCUCCAAGUGGUAGCAGGUCUCCCACAAAUCUUGCUACUAUUCCCAUUUCUAAUACUACUACUACUACUACUACUACUAUUAAUACUAAUACCACAAACAACAACAAGUCUCCUCUUAAUAUGACAACAAAUAUAGAUACCAAUAACCCUUGGAAUUCUUCUUUUAAUCCUCAAUAUCAACAACAACAACAACAACAACAACAACCUACAAACCAAUCAUCUGUUUCAGGGGUUGGUAAUAGUGGACUUUUAAUGGGAGGUCCUGUGGGUGGAGCUCGUAAGCGUCUUCCUGUGGCUAAAACAAAUAUUUUGGAACGUGCGUUUCAGGAAAACCCCAAGCCUGAUAAAAAGUCUCGUGAGAAUUUGGCUCAAAUUACUGAAAUUCCAGUUAGAAAUAUUCAAAUUUGGUUUCAAAAUAGACGCGCAAAGGCUCGAUCAAAUGAAGAAGAAAAUAUCAUUAAAAAAUUACAAGCUACAAUGCCUCACCUGCCGGCUCAGGAACAUCAACAUCUUAAUGAAAAAAUUAAUGAUAAAAAUUUAGAUGAUAAUAAUAAUAAUAAUAGUAAUAAUAUUAUUAUUCAAGAUGUUUCACAAGUUACAAUGGCUUUUCCUAAGCAACAGCAACAACAACAGCAAAAUCAACAAAUGUUUGCCGGGCAGGUCCCUAUACAACAAGUUCAACCUAAUUCUCAACAAAGUGGGCAGCCGCAGCAGCCGCAGCAGCCGCAACAGCCGCAGAUGCAGCAACAGCAGCAGCAGCAGAUGCAGCAACAACAAAUGUUUCAAAGUCAAAUUGUAAACUCUAAUCAAUUUAUUCCUCCUGGACAAAUUAUUUCUAACCAAAUUAUUCCUAUGCAAAUUACCCCUGGGCAAGAUGUUAACAACAACAACAACAACAACAAGACCCAAAUUUACGUCAAUAGUAAUGGCCAAAUCUUGGUUCCUGGGCCGGUCCCUGGACAAUUGGUGGCAACAGGACAAGUAAUUGAGUUUGAGCAACUUAAACAAAUUCAACAGCAACAAAAGGAUUUAGCUAACCAGCCUAUUCAAAACUACAAUUUUAUUCCUUUGUCAGGAAAUGGUUUAGUAAACCAACAGCAGCAGCAACAGCAGCAACAACCACAACAGCAGCAACAAUCUCCUAUUAUUAUUCAACAACAAUCACCUACAAUUAUUAGACAGCAAACUGGAUCUAAUCAAAAUAUAUCACAACAACAACAACAGCCACCUCCUCCUCCUCCUACUCAUCAUUUAAAUGCUUCUAAUGCUCUUGUUUCAAAUCCUCAAGUUGGCUCUUUUAUUAACUUUCCUAUUCAAGUCCAACCCACUGAAUCUAUGCAUUCAAUGCAAUCAAUGCAAUCUACCAUGCAGCAGCCUCUUGUUCAGCCUGGCAAUCAUUCCGUGCAAUCUCACAACAAUAAUAGGAAUAAUAAUAAUAAUAAUAAUAACAUUAUUAUUAUGCACUCUACCUCAUCUACUAUGCAACAGCCACCUGGAGAACAAUUUGAGCAACGCCAACAGCCAAUAUUACAACAAAUGCAACCGAUUGUUCAACAACAGCAACAGCAACAGCAACAGCAACAACCUCCAAUGCAACAAAUGCCUCCUCAAGUAGGCCCACAAAUGGUCCAACAAAUGCCAUCUCAAAUGGCACCUCCAAUGUCUUCCCCCAUGCUUCCUCCUCCUCCUCCUCCUCCUCAACAACAACAACAACAACAACAAGUUGGUCCACAGAUGAGCCCACGAAAUAUCCAGCAAAUACCUAUGCAACAAGUUGUUUCAGAAUCUAUGCAACAACCUCAACAACAUUUCCAAUUCCAACCACCCAUUGUCAUGCAAAUGCCAAUGCCAAUGCCAGUCCAAAUGCAAGUUCCUGUUCAAGUCCCUAUCAAUAGACCCCCAUCAAAUUUAGCACUUGCUUCGGGUCCUCCACCCCCACCCCCACAUCAACAUCAACAUCAACAUCAACAUCAUCAACCCCCAUCUCAAAUCCCUGGCCCUAUUCCUACACCUACCCUUCAAAUUCCAUUCCAAACUCCUCCAGCAGGAUCACCAAUUUCUCCUCCAUCUUCAUCUGCAUCUGCAUCUACUUCUACAUCUUCUUUCUCAUCUUCAUCAACCCCAAUCUCUACCUGUAAUUCUUCCUCUUCUUCUUCUUCUUCUUCUCAUUCCUCUUCAAACCCACAUCCACCACACCCAAAUCCUACCAAUGUCUCACAGAGACCUCGUCCAGCAAUGCAUAUUAACCCGAACUCUGCAAACGCCCUGUUUGUUCAACAACAACAACCCCUCUUUGUAUUAGCCGGAUCCCCGUCACCCGGAAGUUCUCUCCUUGUUCCUGCUUCAGCAACAUCAUCAUCAAUGUCCGGUCCAAGUCCAUCUGCCGUACCACCAUCAACUACCCCGCUAUACACUCCAACAACUCCCCUCUAUACAAGUCGCCUACAAAAUACCAUCAAUAACAAUCCUGCCACCAUGUCAUCGCUCCGCAGAAGCUAUUCCGCUACAGGACAUGGAGGACUGCUUUCCGUGAAUGGUAAUAACCAUGUUGUUGAUUUAAACAUGGCUAACAGCAUUCCAUCAAAUAAUCAACAAAACUCAUCAUUAGUACAGCCAAUGCCUACCUCAUCGUCAUCGUCAUCUUCAUCUACAACUGUAACCACCCCACUUACAGGUACCAGUAUAAUUAGUAAUGCCACUACUGCUAGCAGCAGCAGCAGUAUUAACGGCAGCAGCAGCAGCAUUUGUAGCAGCGCGCUACCUCCCUCCGUGCCUGCGUCGGCUACGGCCGCCGUCUUUGAUGAUUAUGGCGGUCUGCUGUCGCCCAGCGGGUCUCCGUUUCUUUCUGUGCGGUUCCCAUCGGACGCCAAGCGCCACGAGCUUGAAGGUGGGGCAAGCGGCGCUGCUUCUUCUUCUUCUUCUUCUUCUUCCUCUUCUUCUUCUUCUACUACUUCUUCCUCUUCUAGUUGUGCUGCAUAUGCUGGUUAUAGUGGUGUUAACCUUAAUUCACACCCUGACCAAGUUCCUAAACGCAGACGGUCCAAUGCCGGCACGGUUUUAGAACCUCCUGGGUCUGCGACAUUAUCAGGAACCUCUCCAUGGCGAAUCAAUAAUAAUAAUAAUAAUAAUAAUAAUAAUAAUAACACUGCCAAUUGUCAACAGCCAAUUGGCAGUGGAAGUGCACCCACUACGUUUAUUUCAUUUACAAAUGGUCCCUUUAGUGGACCCAUUAGUGGGCCUCCUAGUGGAUGUACUCCUCCUUCAUCUUCUAUGAAUGUUGCUUAUCCUUCACCGGCCAGUUCUGCUAGUGGUGGUAGUAGUAGUAGUGGGAGUAACAUUGCUGGUUUGAAUAAUAACAAUAAUAAUAAUAAUAAUAAUAAUAAUAAUGGGGUUGGUCUUGAACGUCGAGGAAGUCCAUUUGGGUUGCCAGUUUCUGGUGCCACUAUGGUACCAAUGAAUAUGACACCAACAAUGACGACAAUGACAGGUGGUUCUAAUUCAAAUAGUGGUGUACUUAUGAAUGUACCUCCACCAUUACCACCUACAAUGUCUUCCUCCUCACCUUCUAUGGCCAUGUCAAUGGAACCACCAACAACAACAACAACAACAACAACAGGUGUAUCCAAUUCCACUUCCCCGGAUAUGUUUAAUAGUUUAUUUGCAUUACCGGAAGAAUCUGGAGAUGGAGAAGAUGAUGGGUUUUUUGAGCAAUUGGUUCGUGAGAUUGAGGAAAGUUCAUUUUUGUGUCCACAACCACCGCCCGAUGUUGUUGCUUAA
This is a messenger RNA of Magnusiomyces paraingens, 4191 nucleotides long. RefSeq lists its product as uncharacterized. NCBI's taxonomy places the organism in Eukaryota, Fungi, Ascomycota, Dipodascomycetes, Dipodascales, Dipodascaceae. Bases 1 to 4191 code for a protein of 1396 amino acids. Gene Ontology annotation, molecular function: DNA binding; DNA-binding transcription factor activity, RNA polymerase II-specific. The transcript has 2 exons. The record is from RefSeq and is a predicted model, not a curated record. Gene Ontology annotation, biological process: regulation of DNA-templated transcription.